CUUUUACUUGAAUAAACAUUUUGAAUUUUUGAAUUUAUGAAGGAUUAGUGUAUUGUGAGUGUGGUGCGGGAGGUGUGGAUGAGGCCGCCUUGGAGGCGUGAAUCCGGCCAGCCACACACCACCGUUCUCCACAGUUUAAGUUUGUAUAGCUAAAGAGAAACACAAUGGAUAGUCCCACUAAGAACGGCGACUUGGAAAUCUUCCAGACAUUCGAGCUGUCUGACGGGGCUCGAACUGUAACCAUCUUGGCGUCCAAAGCAGAGGAGGAGAGGAUAAAUCAAGACCAAGAAUAUGCUACGCGGAGGUUUCUCUCAGCUGUGGGUGAAUACAAUACUGUUGAAGGAGAAGAUGACUUCAAUCACAAUGCCACCCUUCUACUCAUUGAAUGCGUUCGGGACCGUUAUGAAAAAUUUUGUUCUUCAAGACAAGAAAGAAACCUGGUAUAUAUGGAGAUACAGGAUGAACUGAGGUCUUACUCUUAUAAUUUCUCUGUGGAAAAGAUUCGAAGUAAAUGGAACAGUCUCGUUACAACCUAUAAGAGAAUUAAAGAUAGACAUAAAGUUGGUGGCAUUGGAAUUGGAAAGAGAACUUGGGACUAUUUUCAGCCUCUGGAUGAUCUUUUAGGACCAACAUAUGUUUCAACCGGGCCUGCUGGUUUAUCUAUGCCCAUUAUAAAGCUCCAGACAACCAAAGUCAGCCACCAUUUGCCUUCAACACCAACUGUCAUCGUCAAAACUUUGGCUUCCCCAGAACUGUCGUCUACUCCUCCCUUAGCGUACUCGCCUGCUUUGCCUCAGUCGGCAUCCUCCACCAAUAUGCUACCAGAAAUUAAAAGAAAAAAUUUUGAUUCUACCUCAGUCAGUCUUGAGUGUCAGACUGAAAGAGGAGAAAAAAGACAACACUUAAUAGAACAAUAUUUUCAGGAAGUGAAAGAUAAAGAAGCAAAGGAGGAAGAAUAUAGGAGGAGAAAAGAGAAGAGAGAAAGAAUGAAACUUAGAGCACUACAAAAAAUAGGAAAAGAACUUCAAAGUAUAGCAAAUAUACAGUUAGAAAUCAUUAAAAAACAGGAUUUAAUUUUGGAAGAAAUUAAUCGAUGAAAGAUGAAGUAUACUGUAUAUAUAAAUUUGUCCAGAGAUCUACAUUAUCUGCUGUCGGUCAUAAGAGCAUUUAUGAUUCUUCAGCACCCGAGUGGCAUUUACUGCUCAUACUAAUAUACAGUAGGUAACCAACUGUAAUUUUUUGGACUGAAUUUUAAUCCUGCAUGAAAGUGUGAUUAUGAAAGCCCCUUUGAUUACAAAUGACUGGUUAAUUUUCCUGUUUUGUGACAAGUAAUUUGUGUGUGCAUAUUUCAUUCAAUGAUUAUUUUUCAGGUAAAAACACUAGUAUUUGUUCUUUUUCUAAUUUUAUAUAGUAUACUAAAACGUAAAAAAGACAAACAGUUUUUGUCAGGUAUGCAGCUGACGUUUUAAGCCAAAACUUCAUCUUAUGUUGCCUACUGUGGUUCAUUACUGUCAAUUUAAAAUAUAUGAAAUUGAGAAAUUGACUUCCAUCACCUAGUUAAGACUAGUGUAUUGUUUUAUAAUAAAAUGCUGAAUACUUA
Molecule: messenger RNA, 1600 nt
Organism: Procambarus clarkii (red swamp crayfish)
Lineage: Eukaryota; Metazoa; Arthropoda; Malacostraca; Decapoda; Cambaridae
Source: RefSeq, a predicted model, not a curated record